GUUGCUUUUACGAUAAGUAGUGUGUUGUGCGUAAAAUGAUAUUCUGGUGCGUAGUCAUUCUUCCCAUGGUGAUGGGAGGAUUGAUAGCAAACGAUAGCAUUGAGAACAAUUUAGACAUACCUUUCGAGCUAACCAUGACUUUAGUGGAGUCAAGGAUUUUAGAGCAACUAGAAAAACUGUCAAGAACUUUCGGCGAGGAAGCGAAAACAAUUAAUGAAAAAAUUGAUCAGUUAAAGCGCGAUACCCAAUCAAUACAAGAAACUAACAUCAUGUUCAACACAACACAACAGCUGAUGGAAAAGCUAUCGCAACAGCUACAAACUGCAUCAAAAUCCACCGAGCAACGGCUGACCGAUCUGGAGCAUCGGCUACUAGACCAACUGCCUGAACAGUCCGGUGUGUACUUCAUGCAACCAGACCCGGCUAAAAACGCAUCCUUCGAGGUGUUGCGAGACUGGACGAACAAUCACGGCUUCGGUGGUAAUUGGAUCGUAUUCCAGCGUCGUUUUAAUGGAUCGGUCAAUUUCUACCGCAAUUGGACCGAGUACAGGCAAGGCUUUGGUGAGCUACACGGUGAACACUGGCUGGGUUUGGAUAAGCUGCACGCGAUCGUAAGCACCCGCCAGCACGAGCUGCUGAUCGUGCUGGAGGACUUUGAUGGGGUGGUUGCGUACGCUCACUACGAUGAUUUUAAGAUUGGCAAUGAGAGUGAAAAGUAUGUGAUUAAAUCGGUUGGCCAGUACUCCGGUACGGCGGGUGAUUCGUUCUCGCCGCACAAGGACGAAGCGUUUUCCACGCACGAUCAAGAUAACGACAAGCAUAAGACCAACUGUGCCGAGUGGGUUCGUGGUGCGUGGUGGUUUUACAAGUGUCAUCAGAGUCAUUUAAAUGGUGAAUAUUUGAGAGGAAAGAUCGACAAACAGGAGGGCAUUAUGUGGCUUCGCUUCCGAGGAUCGUACUACUCGCUCAAAAGCACCAAAAUGAUGGUGCGUCCCGUUGCCUAACCAUUUCGAAGUAAAAGUGUCCUGAAAAAUUGUAUAAAUAAAGGCAAUUUUUCUUUUUAUUUAGGUUCUGAGAAA
Messenger RNA from Anopheles arabiensis, 1079 nucleotides. Its product is annotated as microfibril-associated glycoprotein 4-like. The record is from RefSeq and is a predicted model, not a curated record. The transcript has 2 exons. Bases 36 to 1004 code for a protein of 322 amino acids. Lineage: Eukaryota; Metazoa; Arthropoda; Insecta; Diptera; Culicidae.